Messenger RNA from Naegleria lovaniensis, 2637 nucleotides. RefSeq lists its product as uncharacterized. The coding region runs from base 1 to 2637 and encodes 878 amino acids. The transcript has 2 exons. Lineage: Eukaryota; Heterolobosea; Eutetramitea; Acrasida; Naegleriidae. The record is from RefSeq and is a predicted model, not a curated record.
AUGACGGUCAAGGUCAAACCUUUGAGUACCCCUGAACGGUCGCCCCAAGACUUGGUUGCGUCUUCCAUUGGAGAAAAUACGGAUUCAGAGAGAUCACUUCAUCAUCAACGUUCAGAGAAUGAUUCUUCCAAUUCUUUCUUGUGUUGUUUCUCAAUCAAGUACAUUCUCAUCAAUUUGAUUGUGGGACUCAUUGUCCUUAGUGUUUUGAUUUUAUCCGCCAUUUGGGUCAGCUGUUUCAGUGCCACUGUCUCUGAAUUGAGUAAUAACAUUCGUGAUAAGGAAUUUUCAAAAAUUGUUACUUAUACUGAUGAAACUCUGAACCGUGUUGCCUUCUUUAUGACGACAUUUAAGGGACAGCUCUUGAAUGAUUACAAAACCAUGGACCGCACACUUGAAAAUCAUAUUUAUAGAGCAUACAAGUCUCUGAUGAAGUAUGAAUCCAUGCUCACAUUUGCUCUCUUUUUGGGCGAGUAUCAUGGUAACACGCUUGGUAUGACUCAAAUGGGAAACAAUUUCGUGCUGCUCAACUUAACCUAUGGCCAAAAUCAGAAGUUUUAUAUUUGCAGAGAUUUUCAUAAUUUUGAUUAUUGCAAUCGAAAUUCUACUCCUGACAUGGUGCGUCCAGCAUUUACGGACCAAGCAGCAGCUAACACUGCUAAUAACAAUCCAGGAAAAACACUCUUUGCGCCCUCAUUUACAGAUCCCACUCUACCUGAUGUCACACUUCUUUCAUUAUUGACAAGCUUUGAACUGAACCCACCAGCAAGUAACGGUCAGACAGUCAGUCACUUAAUUGGGUACAGCAUGACUACCAAGUUUUUAUCUUUGUUCUUGAUUGAAAUGACCAAAAGUAUUGCAGGAUCUCAUACUUUCAUUGUUGAGGUUAACACUGACUAUAUCAUUGCAAGCGAUCAACAAAAUGACAAAUCGGUUUCAGGAGGUGCUAGAAAAAAGAUUGGAGACAUGAAUGGCGCCAUCAAACAAAUUGGUCUGCAAGUCUAUUCCAAAUUCAAUAAUAAUCUGCGGAAUUUACAAUGCAACAAUCGUCAAGUACUCACUCUCACCGAUCAAUUCAUUCUCAUCCAUCGAUUGUGUAACGAGAAUGGAAUUGAUUGGAUGCUGGUAUUGAGCGUUCCUCAAUGGAAUUACAUCAGUAAUAUGGUUUUGGCGAUCAUUGCUGCAGUGAUCAGUGCUUGUAUCAUUUCCUUGGUGAGUGCUCUCAUGGCAGUUGUUGUCUCUCUCCGUAUAGUGAAACCAUUCCAUCAAUUGAUUCAAUCUUUUGAAAUGGUUUCAAAUAUGCAAUUAGAAGAUUGGAAUUUGAGAAAGAGUCAAUUGACAGAGGUGACUCAGUUGCAAUUACAUUUCACUCAAAUGGUCAAGAGAAUCAAAUUAUACAGAGCCUUCAUUCCUUCUCAUUUGUUGUCUCAGUUGGAGAGUAAUGAGCAUGGAGAGGAAGACAAUGCACUUGAUACAAAGAAGGAUAAGAAAAAGGGUCAACAGUACAAGGUGAAGAGUGAUCAUGAUAGCAACAACUUUUCUUUUGUGAAGAACUCUCAUGCACAGGUCUCUUCUGUUUCUCAAAGUCAAGAAUUAUCACGAAAGAGCUCUUCAUCCAUGGCAAGUUCUUCAAGAAGACAAUCUUCACAAAAAACGCCAAUCGAUCGAUUUUCGCUCUAUUCUGAAAAGAGAAUGGUGAGUGGAGUCAUGCUUCAUUUGGAUGGAUUGAACGAAUGGUGGUCAUGCAUGAAUGGAAUUGAAAUUGUGAACUUGUUGAGUGAUGUUUUUGAAGUCAUGAAUCAACAAGCACGAUCAUUGGGUGCUCAAAUGGGUUCUUUCGAUUCUGAUUCUCAACUCAUCUUCUUCAAUGCAGCCAAUGAUGUGAAGAAACAUCAAGAAAAGGCACUUGCAUUUUGUGAUUCACUUCGAUCCAAACUUUCCCAAAUCAAGAAUCACAAAUGGUCUUCAACUCAUUCGAACUCACAUCAACAUUCAUUGAAUUCGAGUUUGACAAAAUUGAAUUUCAGAAUGGCAGUCACAUGUCAAGAAUGUAUUUGUGGAAAUUUGGGAACUCGUGAUUUCAAAUCAUUUCAAGUCAUUGGAAGUAUUCAAUCCAAUUUAGAUAGAAUGAUUCAAAUAGCGAACAGGUUGAACAUUCAAAUUAUAAUUUCACAACAAAUUGAACAUCAUUGCAGUGAAAAGUAUCAAAUGAGAUUCAUUCAAUUCCAAGACUUGUUGAUUGACAAUUAUUAUGCCAGUUGUCCCUUUGAUCAAAAUGGAAUUAACAAGAGUGGUGAGAAUGCUCAACAGCCAUCAAUUUCACAACAACAAAUUCCUCAAAACUCUCACAACACUUUCUCUUAUUUAUUUGAAUCAUGUAAAUUAUUUGAAGUUGGAGAUAAUAACACAUCUGAAAUGGAUGAAUGGAUGUAUGAAUUGGAAUCCAAAGAAAAGAAGAAUCAACGUUGGUAUUAUUAUAAUUUGGCUAUCAAGAAUUAUUUUGUUGAAAAUCAAGUGGAACAAGCUCUGGAAAUGAUGAAUUUACACAUGACUCUUGAAACUUCCAAGUGUGAUCUUGUCGCUCGAAACAUGCUUUCCCAGAUGCAAAUCAAUAAUUCAAGUGUACAUUGGCAGCAAUAG